UCAUCUUCAAUCCAUAAGCAGGAACCCAAAAAGAAGAAUUCUCCAGCUCCGUUCCAGCAAAUUCCCGCGUGGCGAAAGGGAAAACAAAAAAGAAAAUCCAUCUCUGUUUCUUCACUGCUCUGUUUUUUGUUCCUCCCCGGGGGAUUCCUCUGCUUUUUACCUUCUCUCUCACCACCAGCCGUCCACCGCACCACCACCGUCACUUCAAAUAUUCCCUCUCUCUCUAUCUCCAUUUCUUUCUCUUCCUAGCUUUCUCAAGCCAAGAAUCUAAUUUCCCCUUUUUCCCGGCUUUAGUUUUACUUCCCUUUCUCUGCCUCAGAUUCUUCUCCUUCCCGUCUUUCUUUCUCUCUCUUUGAUCAGCCAUCCAUCAUCUUUUUAAUUGCUAUCCCAUGCUGGUUGCGUUGUUCCUCCUUCCCCUUCUCCCACUCUUUUCUUCUCUCUCCCUGUCGUUUUCGUUUCCUCUGCCGCCGCAAAAAAGCUCUGUAAUUUCACCCCCUGUUUUCGUGCUCUGCCAUGGCUCCGCCGCCGCCGCCUUCUACUUACUCGUCUUCAGGUGUAACUCAUAUCUCUAAUCCUUGCAUUUAUGGGGACUUUGUGGAGAAAAAAUCCCGCUUCACGAAAUGGCUAGGCAAACUGUUCAAAACAAACACCCAUCGUGGUGUUGGCGGCGGCGGCGGAGGUCAGCCGCAGCUUGUAGGAGACGAGAACAUGGUCUGGCGGGAACCAUCAACUAGAUCACUGGGCGGCCGUGGAGGCGGUGUCGGUGUCGGCCGGCCGAGAGCUAACAGGGAAAAAGAAGAGCUUGACCGUGCAAUUGCACUUUCCAUGGGCGAAGGCUUGAGGAGACCACCGAAUGGAGGGUAUGGAUGGCGGCCGACAGCAAACAACAACAACGAUGAAGCAUUAGCAAGAGCUUUACAAGAUAGCCUCAACUUGUCUUCGUAUCCUCCUUAUGUAGUCCCUCCUGCACAUUAUUACCCCAGGGGAUAUAGGUUAUGUGGCGGCUGCCAUCGUGAAAUCGGGUAUGGGAACUAUCUGGGUUGCAUGGGGAUGUUCUUCCAUCCGGAAUGCUUCAGGUGCCGCUCUUGUGGCUACCCAAUUACUGAGACAGAGUUUUCUUUGUCAGGGAAAGAUCCAUAUCACAAGUCAUGUUUCAAGGAACUGACUCAUCCCAAAUGUGAAGUCUGCCUGCAAUUUAUUCCAACCAACUCAGCGGGCUUGAUAGAGUACAGAUGCCACCCAUUUUGGUCACAAAAGUACUGCCCUUCUCAUGAGCAUGAUAGUACAGCUCGGUGCUGCAGUUGUGAGCGACUGGAGUCUUGGAAUGCAAGGUACUACUCCCUAGAAGAUGGAAGGAGCCUGUGCUUGGAAUGCAUGGAGUCAGCCAUCAUGGACACGGGCGAUUGCCAACCACUUUACCAUGCGAUCAGAGAUUACUACGAAGGAAUGAACAUGAGAUUGGAGCAGCAGAUUCCCAUGCUGCUUGUUGAAAGACAAGCACUCAAUGAAGCCAUCAUCGGAGAGAAGAAUGGGUACCAUCACAUGCCUGAGACAAGGGGGCUAUGUCUUUCUGAAGAACAGACUGUCACCAGUGUACAAAGGAGACCGAGGAUCGGAGGGCACCGGUUUGGGGGGAUGAGAACACAGCCUCAAAAGUUGAUCAGGAGAUGUGAAGUCACAGCAAUUCUUGUCCUCUAUGGCCUCCCAAGGCUACUAACAGGAGCCAUUCUGGCCCAUGAACUCAUGCAUGGAUGGUUACGUCUUAAAGGGUACAGGAACCUAAACCCUGAGGUAGAGGAAGGAAUCUGUCAGGUUCUCUCCUAUAUGUGGCUUGAAUCCGAAGUAUUACCAGGAUCCAAAAGCAGCAAUAUGGCAUCAACAUCAUCAUCAACAGCUUCUUCUUCCUCCUCCUCCUAUUCCAAUUCAAAGAAAGGCGGGAGAUCCGAGGUGGAACACAAACUGGGGGAGUUCUUCAUGCAUCAAAUCGCUCACGACGCUUCUCCAGCAUAUGGUGGAGGAUUCAGGGCUGCUAAUGCUGCUGUCAACAAGUACGGUCUCCGUAGGACCUUGGAUCACAUUCGUCUUACUGGAAACUUCCCAUUGUAAGAGAACUCAUCAGCUAGUACUUGUCAACCCUUCCACAGUCUAGCACUUCCACACAUAAAACAAAAAGGAUUUGAGCUUGUCACAGAGUUUGCAAAAGCUCCCCCUUCCCAUUUUUACGGGGGGUAUACAAGGUCCAGACUGUACUAUUACUAUCUCUACUUAACAACAUCCAUUUACUACCCAUUCGUGUUCUUCUUGCUCAGUUGAAACAUAUGUUCAAAACCCAUACCAGAAAUUGGGUUGGCAAUCUUGUUUGGAACCGUCGAUGGCAGUAGUAAAACAGUGAACUGAAAAAGAAGAAAAGGGUAAGCAAAUCUACAGGAACCGUCCGUGGCUUGAAGAAAAAGCCGUCCUAUCAUCACUGCUUUCGUCAAUGACAAUAAAUUUACAAUUGGGAGAGGAAAUUACAUAGGAAAGUCAGACAGACAGAGAUGGUCAAUUACCUGGCUAAUGCUAGUGGGUAUGUAUAUACAGGUCUCAACUCUGUCUCCUCCAAACCCACUUCUCAAUUCCCAAAUUCACAAACCCUAGAAAGUGCAAACCAGAGAUAAAAUGGCAGCAGCAGCAGCAGCCGGCGGAGUGACGGAAUUCCUGCCGAAGGAGUACGGCUACGUGGCUCUGGCACUGGUGGGUUAAAAUGGCAGCAGCAGCAGCAGCCGCAGCCGGCGGAGUACGGAAUUCAUGGUAAUUAUUGGACGAGAGAAAAUCUAGCAAGCCAUGGUAAUUACUAAUUCUCCUACAGACAACCAUUGAAGCCAUUACUUUCUCCCAAUCACAAAAGAUAUCCUGCAGUCUGCAGAUGUGACGAAAUAGGAAAUACACAAAAUGUAACUGCACUGCAAAGAAUGAAAUUGACAAAACUCA
This is a messenger RNA of Linum trigynum, 2970 nucleotides long. Lineage: Eukaryota; Viridiplantae; Streptophyta; Magnoliopsida; Malpighiales; Linaceae. The record is from the annotation of a GenBank genome assembly.